Molecule: messenger RNA, 2855 nt
Organism: Sarcophilus harrisii (Tasmanian devil)
Lineage: Eukaryota; Metazoa; Chordata; Mammalia; Dasyuromorphia; Dasyuridae
Gene: FTSJ3
Product: FtsJ RNA 2'-O-methyltransferase 3
Exons: 20
Coding region: 138-2648 (836 amino acids)
Biological process (GO): maturation of 5.8S rRNA from tricistronic rRNA transcript (SSU-rRNA, 5.8S rRNA, LSU-rRNA); maturation of LSU-rRNA from tricistronic rRNA transcript (SSU-rRNA, 5.8S rRNA, LSU-rRNA); rRNA methylation
Cellular component (GO): nucleolus; preribosome, large subunit precursor; nucleus
Molecular function (GO): rRNA (uridine-2'-O-ribose)-methyltransferase activity; rRNA (guanine) methyltransferase activity
Source: RefSeq, a predicted model, not a curated record
GUCACCAGCCAACACGUGCCCCUCAAAGUUUAGGUUUUUGGAUACUUCGGCAAGCCGCUUGUCUAUAGAAGUGGCCGUGAGCGCUAGGAGAUAGUCUUCUCCCCGAUCCGGCCGAGGGGACGCUGCAGGCCAGCGCCAUGGGAAAGAAGGGGAAAGUCGGGAAGAGCCGGCGGGACAAGUUCUAUCACCUAGCGAAGGAGACCGGCUUUCGUUCCCGCUCAGCCUUCAAACUGAUCCAGCUGAACCGCCGCUUCCAGUUUCUGCAAAAAGCCCGGGCCUUGCUGGAUCUGUGCGCGGCGCCCGGGGGCUGGCUGCAGGUGGCUUCCAAGUUUAUGCCGGUGUCCAGCCUUAUCGUGGGGGUGGACCUGGUUCCGAUCAAGCCCAUUCCCAAUGUGGUUACGCUGCAAGAGGAUAUCACAACUGACCGAUGCCGCCAGGCUCUCAAGAAGGAGCUGAAGACUUGGAAGGUUGAUGUUGUGCUCAAUGAUGGGGCCCCUAACGUAGGGGCUAGCUGGGUCCAUGAUGCCUACUCACAAGCCCACUUGACUUUGAUGGCACUCCGUCUGGCUUGUGAUUUCCUGGCACGUGGUGGCUGCUUCAUUACAAAGGUUUUUCGCUCCCGUGACUACCAGGCUCUUCUCUGGAUUUUCCAGCAGCUAUUUCGCCACGUCCAGGCCACUAAGCCCCAAGCUUCCCGCCAAGAAUCUGCAGAGAUUUUUGUGGUUUGCCAAGGUUUCUUGGCUCCUGAUAAGAUUGACAGUAAAUUUUUUGAUCCUAAAUUUGCCUUUAAAGAGGUUGAAGUUCAGGCCAAGACUGUGAGUGAAUUGGUAACCAAGAAGAAACCCAAGGCUGAGGGCUAUGCUGAUGGUGAUCUCACCCUCUAUCAUCGGGUCUCCAUCACUGAUUUUCUCCGUGCUGCAAACCCUGUUGAUUUUCUCUCCAAAGCUAGUGAGAUCAUACUGGAUGAUAAGGAAUUGGAGCUGCAUCCAGCCACUAAUGAGGAUGUGAAGGUGUACUGCCAGGACAUCAAAGUGCUGGGGCGAAAGGAGCUCAGGUCCCUGCUGAAUUGGAGGACAAAGCUUCGUCGAUUUGUGGCCAAGAAGCUAAAAGAUCAAGCAAAGGCACUGGACAUCAGCCUUAGCUCUGGAGAAGAGGAAGAGGAGGAAGAACAAGAAGAAGGAAAAAAGACAACUCUUGCUGCCAAGGAUGAGGAGGAAGACUUGGACAGGGCUCUUGCAGAAAUGAAGGCACAGGAAGUAGCAGAGCUGAAAAGGAAGAAAAAAAAGUUACUUCAGGAACAGAGGAAGCAACGGGAGCGUGUGGAAUUGAAGAUGGAUCUGCCAGGAGUGUCCAUUGCUGAUGAUGGUGAAACUGGGAUGUUCUCCCUACGGACAAUCCGUGGCCACCAGCUACUACAGGAAGUGGCCCAAGGAAAUAUGGGAGCUGCAGACAAAUUCCUAUUGGAAGAACCAGAGAGUGAUAUCUAUUUAUCUGAUGAAGAGAAUGAGGAUGCUGAUGAUGAAUCUCUGGCCAGUGACCUAGACCCUGAAGAGCUAGAAGGUGUUAAGGGUUAUGGAGCUCCAUCUCGAAAACGUGUGAAAUUUGCAGAGGAGCAAAGUCAAGAAGAGGAGGAACAAGAUAACCCUCUUUUGGUGCCACUGGAGGAAAAAGCUGUCCUUCAGGAAGAACAAACCAAUCUGUGGUUUUCCAAAGGUGGUUUUGCAGGGAUUGAAGAUGAUGAAGAUCAGGCUCUGGAGAUAAGCCAGGCUCAGCUGUUAUAUGAGAGUCGCUGUAAAGAAAAGCAAAAAGACCAACAGAAGCCUACAAUUUCAAGGAAGGAGAAAAUGCCUUUCCAAUCUCAGACCCAGUUCAUCAAUACAGAGGGAAAGCUAGCUGCAGAGGCAAAGGCGGCUGCCACUUCUGCUAAAGAGGAGGAAGAUGACAGCAGUUCAGACAGUGAUAGCAGCAGCAGUGAAGAUGAGAGAAAAUUAAGUAAAAAUCCUCAAGGAAAGAAACGGGGCCGUUCACUGGAGCCUGAUGAUGGGUUUGUGGUAGUGCCCAUUGAGGACCCAGUCAAACGACAGAUAUUGGACCCAGAAGGUCUAGCUCUAGGUGCCAUGAUUGCCUCUUCCCGGAAGGCAAGGAGGGAUCUUGUGGAUGACUCCUUCAGCAGAUAUACAUAUAAUGAAGAGGAAGGGGACCUCCCUGAGUGGUUUGUACAGGAGGAGAAGCAGCAUCGAAUUCGGCCACUGCCUCUGGAUAAGAAGACAGUGGAAGAAUACCGAAAACGCUGGCGUGAAAUCAAUGCUCGGCCUAUCAAAAAAGUGGCUGAGGCCAAAGCCCGAAAGAAACGUAGAAUGUUAAAGAAAAUGGAGCAGACUAAGCGAAAGGCAGAGGCUGUGGUGAAUACAGUAGAUAUCUCUGAGCGGGAGAAGAUGGCCCAGUUGCGCAGCCUCUACAAGAAGGCAGGGUUUGGUAAGGAGAAACGCCAGGUUACCUAUGUUGUGGCUAAAAAAGGUGUGGGCCGAAAGGUCCGACGACCAGCUGGAGUCAAAGGACACUUUAAAGUGGUGGACACAAGGAUGAAGAAGGACCUGAGGGCACAGCAACGUAAAGAACAGCGGCACAAAGGCCGGAGGAAGAAGUGAAAGACUCCCAAGCAUGGAGAUCUAUGAGCCCUUUCCUCUCUUUAGGACCAGGCAGAUCUUUCAAACAUGCCUCUUUUUUGGUACAAAAAUUGUUCAAAGCUCUUUGUGGGUUUUAAGUAAUGGUCAUUGUUGGACCAAUUUGUGCUGUUCUGUCCCCUCAUGAAAAGGACCUGUGGAAAUAAAAGGUCGAGCAAAAAAUUUAAGGGA